Messenger RNA from Folsomia candida, 3712 nucleotides. RefSeq names its product transmembrane channel-like protein 7. NCBI's taxonomy places the organism in Eukaryota, Metazoa, Arthropoda, Collembola, Entomobryomorpha, Isotomidae. The coding region runs from base 962 to 3511 and encodes 849 amino acids. The transcript is spliced from 15 exons. The record is from RefSeq and is a predicted model, not a curated record. Gene Ontology annotation, molecular function: mechanosensitive monoatomic ion channel activity. Gene Ontology annotation, cellular component: plasma membrane.
GAGAAUCUUGUCAUUCCAUCUCAGAAAUGAGUCUAGCUGUCUCCUCUUUAGGCUGAUCUCGAGCAUCUUGGCAUACAUAGCGGUAUGCACGUAUGUAGGAGUCUAGUUUCUGGUGGGUAGCCAUAGGGCUCGGCUAUUUUGUUUCGUCACGAGUGAAGGAGAAUUUCUAAAAGUGUAAAAGGAGUGAAAGAGCACAAAGUGCCAUGCACUCGGAGACGAACUCAUCAGAUGCAUUCCAUAACCUGCUUCCUUAACAGCUUUCCCUUCUAUCUCAUCUCUCGUACUCUGAAAAUAGAGUGGAAUUAAAAAGCGUGACCCGUUUUCAGCAUUUCAGCAACUUGGAUGUUUUCGUCAUCGUCCAACGAAACAAACAACAAUUUACUUAUCCUUAUCACAGGAUUAUCGUACAUGUCGUCUCCCCCCCACCAUUCUGCUGCCUGAUAAAUAAGGGUGGUAAAAGAGAUGUCCUAAUCAUAACUUCAUCACUUAGAACAUUGUUGAAACGGCAUCUGCAUAGAAAGAGUGGAAAUGGAAAACAGAAGUGGUCUCAAAGUCUCAUCCUGUCCCAACUCCACUUUCCUAACGUCGUCGUCUCACUUUCACCAUGGGAGGAGAGCGAGGAGAAAGGACGACGGGUAUGGAGUGCCCCCGUUUGGGUGGAAGGGGAAUGGUGAGUCUCGGUCGGGCACAAUCGGAGCAAUUGAGAUAAAGCAGAAAUCUGUCCAUCUCAACUGCUUUCACCGUAACGCCGACGGAUGCUGCGAGAGAAAUACAUGAUGGGAAAGUUCCUCACUGAAGCUUCUUCUCCCUCUUUCUCACGACCAAUACUCGCACACCGACAGAUAAAUAAUCAGCAGAUAUAAAUACUCUAAAAAGGAACUGAGCGUAAGUAUGCAGUUUCGCUUUGACGCUGCCACUUGACCUGACCUUGAUCAGCCAAGAAGACCUCGAGGAGGGCAUAAUGUCUGGAAGUUCGAGUGCGGGGGGGAAGGGCGGAGGGGGCAAGCGGAGCAAGAAGAGCAAGAAGGAAAAGUGGGAGGAAGCAGGUGGGGAGUUUUACCAGGAGCGUUACCCGGGUGGACAGGGACAAGCGGCGUCCACGGCUGACCUCACCCUCGUCGUCGCCAAUGCCUCCACCAGAGCCGGCGCUCCACUCCAACCCAGACCACACUUUCCACUCCCCUCACAAACCGCACGGAGGAACAGCCUCGCAUUCACGGGUCGUCGUGGUUACCUCACUCGAAAACACUCCUACGGCACCAAUAACACCCUCAACAACGGGGGAGCCAACAACUGCAUGACCUACAACUCGACUAUGGGCAGGAUCUCCGAAGCUGAGGUUCACAUUGCACUCAUGCCCGACAUGGCGGACGAAACCAUUCCAGACGAAAAAUCUACGAACGAUGCCCUCCUCAAACUCAAGGCGCUCCCAGAGUCCAUGGCGCAGAAGCGGAGCAGGAAGGCCAAACUGGGGGCCAUCCCUCAACGCCGCCUCAGCGGUUGGAAUCGAAUGAAAUGGGCGGUGCGGAAACGAAUUUACAACGCCAACCAAACCUGGCACCACGACUUUUCCAACGUCAGCUUAUUCAAACGGGACCUGCAAAAGAUAGAGGUUCGCUGCGGGACGGCAAUUGUGAACGUGUUCCUCUUCAUCCGCUGGACCCUACUCCUCAACCUCCUCAUUUCCUUCAUCGCCCUCGCCCUCAUCAUCGUCCCCUAUUUCUUCUUGAACAUUAAGGUCGUCAAUGGCGAAAUCAGGCCGGGCGAGAAGUGCAAAGACCAAAUUCCCGAAGACCUUGAAGCCAAGAACAACGGCACAGGCUGGCCGGACGUUCAGGAACGAAUGGAAUGUUGCGCCCAGUUGUACUUGAACCACGAUCCCCUGAAACGAGGAUCGCUUACAGUGCUGUCCGCCUUUUUCCUGGAAGAGAACGCCUCGAUUGAGCACAGCCCAUUCUUCUAUGGCUACUACGUCAACGAGAAGAGGUCCAAAAACCACGACCUCUUUGCAUUCGCCUACGUCUUUGCCGUCUUCCUCGUCCUCGGCAUCUCACUCAUCCUGAUGGUCCGCUCCAUCGGAGAGGGAAUCAAGGAGAUUAUAUUGGCUUCGGAGGGCGAGCACAACCCGUACACCAACCUCAUUCUCGCCGGAUGGGAUCACUACACCAAGGACGCCAAAAGUGCUCUCUUCAAGCGAAAAAUUAUGUGUCACGAGAUGAAGGUUGCGCUCAAAAGUGAGAAGAAUACGCUGGAAACUGUGCUGCGGUCCCGAAAUGAGCAAAUCAAGCUGACCGUUAUCCGCUUGCUGGUCAACAUUGUGGUCCUUGCACUGUUGGGUUUGGCCGGCUGGGCCAUCUUAAAAGUAUCGACAUUUAGUUUGGAGAUACAAAAGGAGAUCAAGUUCAACGAGACGAUGGGGACACGUCUUACUUUACACGAAAAGUUUAAGCAGCCAGGAGCAGUGAGGACGCUCCUGGAUAAUCUGGCUAUCAGCUUCACGCCCUCCGUCCUCAUCACCAUCCUCAACGUCAUUUUCCCCCUCGUUCUAGCCAAGCUGGGCAAGUUGGAGAAGUACUCGCUUCACACGUCGACGGCCUUGGUUUUGUACCGGGCCUUGUUCAUCCGCCUCAUGUCCAUCGGGUUCGCUGCCGCCAUUUUGUACAAUUUCAGGUACUGCCACCCCAGGAAACAUACCUGCACCACCUGUAUUGAGGGCAAAGAAUCCACGAGUUUGAAGACCAGGGGAGCCUGUUGGGAGUCCAUCUAUGCAGAUCAGUUGUACAAACUCCUCCUGGUCGAUAUUUUAAUUAAAUGCAUCAUGACCCUGCUGGUGGAGCCUCUUCGAGUUCAGCUGAAAAAGUGCUCGAAGAACAAAAUCUUCCAAAAGAUCGGAACGAUGAAAUUCUCCAUUGUUCGCCAUAGCCUAGACAUAAUUUAUCUCCAAGUAAUUUCAUGGGUGGGCCUGUACUUUGGCCCCUUCAUCCCAAUCAUGUCCGUCAUCUACGCCUUCAUCGUGUUUUACGUGAAAAAAUUUAGUCUGAUAAACAACUGCAAUACGGUUCCUGACACACUAAAGACCAUGAAAACGACGACGACCUUUGUGGCCGCCAAGUUGAUGGCUUUUAUAGCUGUGACCUUCACAAAUGUGUUUGUACUGGGGUACAUGGUGCCAAGUCGAGGGUGUGGCCCAUUCCGGCAGUAUGAUGCUCCUUGGAGGACUUUCACAGAAUUGGUGGAGAAGGACAAAUGGGCAAGCGCCGUUUAUAACAGCAUCGCUUCACCUGGAAUCACUGCCCCCUUUACGCUCAUCCUACUAUUAGCAGGAUACUAUUACUACAGUGUUGCUCAAGCCAAUCGGGGAAUGGUGGACACGCUGAGGCAUCUGUUGAUUUUGGAAGGUCAUGACAAGCAAUACCUAUUCGCCAGGCUCAAUUCGUUGCGUCGAGGUUCUGGGGAGAGUGGAAGUGUCCGCAUGACACCAAAAAGCAACCGAACCUCAAGUCAAACUUAGGAUAAAAGUUUAACCUUGUUCAACUAGGUAGUAUAAUUUCCGAAAUAUUGGGGGUGUAUUCGGUGUGUUGGAUUUGUAAGGUUUUCUAUUCCGAUUCGUCGUACAUUUAUUUUAUAAUAAGAAUAAUAUUAUUACAUACGAAUAAGCUGCUUCUUGAAAUUUGUAUAAAAGGAUGAAAUAAAAACCAUAGUUGUUCCUCAA